Leishmania braziliensis MHOM/BR/75/M2904 is the source of this 2577-nucleotide messenger RNA. RefSeq lists its product as hypothetical. Gene Ontology annotation, biological process: intracellular protein localization; intracellular transport; cilium assembly. Gene Ontology annotation, cellular component: BBSome; ciliary basal body; membrane. The coding region runs from base 1 to 2577 and encodes 858 amino acids. The record is from RefSeq and is a predicted model, not a curated record. The transcript has a single exon. Lineage: Eukaryota; Euglenozoa; Kinetoplastea; Trypanosomatida; Trypanosomatidae.
AUGACGUCCGUAAUAACACCACCGGCGCUGUCCUUCAAGCGCAAGGCCAUCACCGAAACUGCUUCCCCCGCCCAUGGGUGCCUUCUUGUCUACCCGAUGAACAAGAAGUCGAAGCAGCGCGUUGCCGUGGGAGACAGCACGGGCCUCUUCAAGGCCUUCUCCGUGGGCAAGCGUCUGGAGCCGGUGGUUGUCUUUGAGACCCUGGAGACAGUCGCGCAGGCAGGCGAGGGCGGUGUGGAAAAGGAGAAGAAGGCUAUCACUGCCGCCACGCUCUUCUCGGAGCAGCUCUUCUACAUCCAGGGCAGCGUUAUUCAUGCAUACUCGCGCAAGGGCAAGCCCUUCUUUACUGUGGACACAAAUGUUACGGAGAAGGUGCACUCGUUGGCCAUCGAAACGCCCUUCAUCUUCUUAGCGGGAGACUUCAUGGUCACCACGAUGAGUGAGACGAAGGAGGUCGGUUUUUUCUUGUCUCCUGAUCGCGUGAACGACAUGUGCGUGUACGCCGUCCCCAGCGCCACAGUGCGUGACGGCGAGCGCCAACUAGGCGACUACGUGAGUUGCCUGGCGUGUAACGAUCGCGUUCUGCGGUUGGUGCAGGCAAACAGGCUGGUGGAGGAGAUCAGCUGCGAGGCUGCCCUCACUACUGUCAUUUACCACAACCUUUCGCGGCUGCUGUUCUACGGAACGCAGUCGGGCACCAUAGGCGUCAUGGCGGUGAUGGAGAGCGGAGGGCUGCGCAGGGUAGACGCCCCCAUGCUAAAAGGUCUCGGUGGCACCAUUACCAGCCUCGGUUUGGCGGAUGUGAACGCGGAUGGGCAGGAUGAACUCCUUGUCGGGUAUGACGACGGCACUGUGUGCGUCUUAAUCGUGCAACCGAGUGGCUCCUUGAGCUCCACCGGCGUGAGCACCGUGCAGCUCACCCCAGUAUGGGCAGGGGGUGUCGGGGAACGGGUGAUGAGCAUUGCUGGCGGCAUCAUCACACAGACGGCAGCGCAGCCAGACGUCCUUGUGCACACGUUCAGUGGGCAGGUGAUCGCCUUCACUCUGGAUACUGAUGAACCCAGGGAGAAUGCCCAGGCAGCCGCGGCGGACGCAGCGGUGAAGCAGGCAACGCUCAUAGCGAAGCAGCAGGAUACCCAAGGCGAAAUCGAGCAGCUGCGGGCACUCGUUGCGCAGCGCACCAGAGAGCUGAGUGAGGCCCCGGUGCUGCGGGAGGUGGGGGAUGCACCCGUGCUGACGGUGAGGGCCCGCUUCAAAAUGUCUGUCAUCCUCACGCCGGUGGAAGGGACACCGAUGCUGUCGCUGGUGGUGUCCGCCGAUGCCCCGCUGUACGGCAUGCUUCUCCAGUGCAACGCAGCGCUGACCUUUGUGUCCACUGAGAGUGCCACGGUGAAGACGCGGGCUGCGGGCGGCGGGGCAGCGUCGACGUCGCCAUCCUCGCUGAGCUCCACCUCGACGGUAGGGCCGUCGACCACCAUUGCCACUAUCACACCUGCGCAGCGAGGCAGCAAGCGUCUUGAAGUACACAUGUGGGUGGACGAGGGUGUGGCCGACACCCUCCGCGCCACUGUCUACAGCGCUCAGGCUCCACGAACAGCGCAGAUCAAGUACAUUCCCCUCUGCGCCCUUCCCCUGUACGAGCGUGUGCCGAGUGGAGAGGCUUCGCUGUUGUCAAGCGAGGUGGUGCAGUCCAUGUCGCGCCUGAUCAUUCUGGGGGCUUUCCAAGGGCAGGAUGCUCUAAUAUGGCUGGGGCAGCUUGUGCCCAGCAUGGCGGACGUUCCGCGCUGCGUAGAGGACCACCAGCGCUUUGUUUUCACGAGCCGCUUCUUGGGGUCGCUGCUGACAGUUGACAUCGAGGAUGACCAGGAUAGUGACAGUUGUAGCCGCGUCAUCUUUGGCUGCAACUCUCUCGUCACGCUCGCCACCAUUAAGCGGCACAUUGUACAGGCGUGUGCGGAGCGCAGCCUCAGCAUCAGCACGCGUGAACACAUUCUCUGCCAAACGGUUCUCCAUCAGCUGCGGCAGCUGUACCCACUCAUGUCGAGCCUGUCAAGUAGCCAACGGCGCUGGAAACUUCUACAGGGACUGCGUGAGCUGCAGGGGGCCGAGGGCAAUCUGAGCUUCCUUCCUCAGUCCUUCCAGGAGGUGUUGGCGUCCGCGGAGGAGGUGCAGGCAGAGGCGGAAGCGGAGGCACAGCAGGAGGGAUACCUAAAGCGGUCCGUCACCGCCCUAUACCGCAGCUUUGUGUACUUCAAGGGCCACGCGCCUCUCUUCGGCGAGACAAUUCGCGUGCAGCUCGAGGCGGCAUCGUGUGGCUUGGGCUUCAACCCCGCCGUGCUCGAGAAGAUUAUGUAUCCAGGUGAUACAACGCUGCAGGAGGCGGCAGCUGUAGAGGUGGCCGCCAUGUCCACGACUGUACUUGCCUCCAUCAAAACAGCUACACUUGCGGCGCCGACCGCCACGACGAUCGCUGCUGUCGCCGGCGACGUUGACGCGGAAUGCCCGACGCUGGACAACUCCUCGAAGGUUCCGAGCCAUAUCGUAUCUUCGCCAUCCAUGAGUGACGGCGAGACCUGA